AUGACCUUUCUUUCCUGUUCUCAAACCUAUGUCCAAGGCGUGCGCGGUAAAUGCGUGGGCCCGUACGAGCUGCUGGAUACGCUUGGCAGCGGCAACUUCGGCAAAGUGAAGCGCGCUCGUCACAUAUACUUGGACACCUUCUUCGCCAUCAAGAUCGUCGAGAAGUCGGUUCUCGUCGACAACAUCUCCGGCAACAUGGACAUCCGCCGUGAGAUGAGCAUUCUGCGUGCCCUCGACCACCCGCAUAUCGUCAGUCUUCAAGAAGUCAUGCACUCGCGACACCGCGUGUACCUCGUCAUGGACCUCGCCUCAAGGGGCGAUUUUUACGAUCUUCUCAAAAAGCACGGGCCCUUUGCGGAAAACCAGGCCAGGAUUUAUUUUGCGCAGCUCGUGGAUGCAGUCGCCUAUUGUCACGAGAGAGGCGUGUUUCACCGCGAUUUGAAGCCUGAAAAUUUGCUUCUUGACGCGCAAGGGGACUUGAAAGUGACAGACUUUGGGUUUGGCGCGAUGCAGGACCGAGCAGGGACGGUUUUGCGCACGUCCUGUGGGUCGCCCCAUUAUUGUGCUCCCGAGGUAUGGGGCGGACAAGACGGAUAUGAUGGACGAAAAGCGGAUGCUUUCUCCGCUGGUGUCAUCUUGUACACGUUGGUGGCUGGCGGACAGCCGUUCAAUGACGAAAAGGACUGGAAGGUAUUAAAAAAAGUAGCAAAAUGUCAGCCAUCGUACCCGGACAAGAUGUCUGUGGAGUUGGUGGACUUGCUUGAGAAGCUGAUUGUGAAGAAGCCGGCGGAGCGGUGGGACUUGCAAAUGGUGAAGAAUCACCCUUGGCUGGCCAGGACGAGCUUGUAUGAGAGGCAAUCAGUGCUGAUGAAGAAGGAAAUGGGGUUCGUAUUGGUGGGAGGGUGCAACCAGGAGGGUAGAACGCAGGGGGUGUUUUCGCGGAUGUUUGGGAAGAGUGACGCAGAGGAGGGAUGGGAAGGAGGGGAGGUGGGUUCGUGCCAUUCGUGGGCAGUGCACAGUGACCCGUUGCUCAUUUUGUGA
Messenger RNA from Chondrus crispus (carragheen), 1041 nucleotides. Its product is annotated as Serine/threonine protein kinase. Gene Ontology annotation, biological process: intracellular signal transduction; protein phosphorylation. The coding region runs from base 1 to 1041 and encodes 346 amino acids. The record is from RefSeq and is a predicted model, not a curated record. Lineage: Eukaryota; Rhodophyta; Florideophyceae; Gigartinales; Gigartinaceae. The transcript has a single exon. Gene Ontology annotation, molecular function: ATP binding; protein serine/threonine kinase activity. Gene Ontology annotation, cellular component: cytoplasm.